AACUGCGCGGAGCGCUCAGGCCACUGAUGGGAAUACAAGUUGUAGCAGCACCGCCUCGUUUUCGGAGAAGUUUAGCGAGACCGACCUCGCCUUGGCUGUUGGCACCCCAUUUAUCACCACCCAGGCGUGCCGGCCCUGGCCAGAUCUGGUGCCCGCCCCCUUCGACAUGGCCAGAUCAGGGAGGUCACCGGCAUGGCGGCAUCGGUGCACGCGUGGCGAGGAGAAUAACGGCAGGGAGAUGAUGCGUGGGAAUGACGGAGUUCCUCCGGGCUAGGUGGGAGUUCCUUGGGGUUAUUUCGGUUCCUGCAGUAUCUCGCCCUCUCGGGCAUCUUCAAGCAGAGCAGCAGCCUUGCACGAAUUGCUUCUCUCGCUUGUUUGCUCUUCUUUCUGUUAUAGUCUCUCUAGGUAUCUAUGCCGACACCAUUUCCACUAUUGCUAAAUUCUUUUUUUCUUGUUUUGGAGGAGUCGAGUGUCAAUGAUUCAUUUUGUUUUAUUCUCUCAGAGGAGAAUCACUUUCUUUGUUGUAUUUCAGAUGAAAGAUAAAGACUUUGGUUGGGAGAAAACUUGUGCGGAAAGUGCUGGACAGUGUAACAUGACUAAUAAGGAAAUGAUUAAUGGAGGAACUAUUAUCACUAUUGAUAACUGGACUUGUUUAAACUUUUCAAGCAUGUGUACUGAAGAUGUACAGAGGUUCUGUAUGGAUUUUACUCAUAUGUGCAAUGCCACGGGAAUGGCUGUAAAUCCAGAUCCAUGUGUAGAAGUUAUGUCAGUUGCUCCCACACAUAUCGAGAACACUUUAAGAGAUGUACAUUGGAUAGCCACACAGGUGCUUGGACUGCAGGGAAAAGGAAAUCAGCUACAACUUCUGAUUGUAAUUCUGCCUGAAAUUUGUGGUUCAUAUGAGAAAGUUAAAAGAGUGUCUGAAACUGAGAUUGGAGUUCUAUCUCAAUGCUGCUUGCCAAAGCAUGCUGGCCGGCCGAGUAAGCAAUAUCUGGAGAAUGUUGCUCUUGAACUGAACUUCAAGUUUGGAGGACGCAAGACAGUUCUUCAGAGAGCAUUGGUACGCAAUGGCAUGUUUGUUUCAAAAGACCAAACAAUCACCUCAGGUGCUGAUGUAGCGCAUCCCCCGCCACCAGAGGACAGUGUAUCUCCCAUUGCUCAUGUAAAAGUUUGCUUCUGUGGGCAUGAAAUUGAAAUGCCAGUUAACCCACGGAAACAAACAAUACUAAAGUUUGUUCUGUUAGCCCUUAUGAAAUCAAAUAUAAGAGCCCGUGAUUUUUAUUUGACAUUAAAUGGAAAGAUGUUAGACGAAGGUUUGAUGGUGAACUCGGUACUGGCUCUGGGCCGCUCAAGUAUUCAUGUUGUUCCAAGGAUGAGGGGAGGUGCAUACUCUAGCUACCUCUGCAGCUGGUAUUAUCCGAUGAAUAAGAUCAUAGAUGCAUACUCGAAGCGCCUAGUUCGGCGAGUUUUCAUCCACAAGAGAAUGAAAAGUAAAGGAAGCUAUGAGUUUGCACCUGUGUUAUCCGAUUUCUUCCAGUAUCUGCUACAUUAUUUACUUGUAUGUGUGUGCCGGGAGGGCCAUUUGCGUGAUAUUUCUUGGAAUGGGGCCUUUAGCUUAUCUGAUGUCCUACUGUACGAUGGCCAUAUGAGGAUAAGUCCUGAUGUCCCAGUACACCGAUAUUCCCCAGCUGGAGGUGCAGCUGAUUAUCGUCGGUCGUACGAUAUUGUCCUAUUGUUCGUUGAUCUUGACACUGGAAAUUAUCCAGUGCAUGUCAGGUAUCUGCUCAACACAUUGCUUAAUGCUGAUGAGAGUGUGAGGCUCAAGCCUGAGUUUGUCACCUUUUUAGUUAACCACCCGUGCCUGCUUACAUAUGCUGAGAAGCAAAUGGUGUAUAGUUUAGUGGAUCGACUGUGUUCAAAGCUUCCUGAGGCUGUGGUUAAUCGUGUGGAUCAGCUGGUUGGAGUUCGUGGAUGGGUAACCACAAUUAAAGGUGCUGACGCUUUUAAAGAUACCUACACAUAUGUGCCACCCCAGAAACGCUCUGUUCAGAAUCCUCCAGUUCCUGGCGCAGCUGUUCAGAAUCCCCCAGUUCCUGGCGCAGCUGUUCAGAAUCCCCCAGUUCAUGGUGCCGCCGUUCUGAACACAAUCACUGCAACUAAUAUGCAGGGCUAUGGUCAAGGGGUUACUCACUGCCUUCACCUUGGUUGUAACUUUCUUAACAACCCUCCUGUUGAGGCAGAUUUGGAGACUGCAGAGGUGGCUUUAUCUUACUUGUUGGAGUUCGUCUUGCCAGAAGUUCUUGAAGUUCUUUCUAAAGAGUUGACGGGCUAUCAUGCUAGGACGUUUAUGGAAAUACUAUAAAAUCCUAAUGCGGAUAAAAGCACUGUAAGAGUAUCUUUGAGCUGAGGAGCUGCCACCCUAAGAUGCUAGUUGCGAGGAUCCCCAUUCUUGCUCAGUGCAGUGCGCCAGCUGCAGUUGUGGAUCUGACUGAGAAGGGCUAUUGCUAUCUUUGAUUCAUGAUGUACUGCGAAUUGAACAGUGCUCUGUGUGAUCGGUGUUGGUGCCAAUUUGGUUUGUAUCCCUCCUUCUGUAACGUUGUGAAGAAAAACUAGAGCUUUUAGGGGAGUGGCACACUUGCGUGUUGCCUUGGAUUGUUCAAUCUCUGUGUUGCAUACACUGUUGCUGUCUGUAGGCGUGAUGCGGCUGCUCACAAUUGCCGGGAUGCAGGCUAGAGCGUUCAGCACAAAUUGCUUGGCCCCGCCAUUACAGCUUAGUGAUCAUGUAUUACAUAAUUUGUCUAAAAAAUUUGGUGUUACAAAUUUGUGAGUCAUCUUGGGAUCGACAUUGAUUUUCUUUGAGCACAUCCCUCUGUAUCCUUUUAAUUA
Molecule: messenger RNA, 2886 nt
Organism: Setaria italica (foxtail millet)
Lineage: Eukaryota; Viridiplantae; Streptophyta; Magnoliopsida; Poales; Poaceae
Exons: 9
Coding region: 476-2362 (628 amino acids)
Biological process (GO): regulatory ncRNA-mediated post-transcriptional gene silencing
Cellular component (GO): cytoplasm
Molecular function (GO): nucleic acid binding
Source: RefSeq, a predicted model, not a curated record